Molecule: messenger RNA, 5319 nt
Organism: Monopterus albus (swamp eel)
Lineage: Eukaryota; Metazoa; Chordata; Actinopteri; Synbranchiformes; Synbranchidae
Gene: tecpr1b
Product: tectonin beta-propeller repeat containing 1b
Exons: 26
Coding region: 268-3816 (1182 amino acids)
Cellular component (GO): membrane
Source: RefSeq, a predicted model, not a curated record
UACACUUCCUCCAUUUCCUGUUGUGGUCAAGGAGUUGGAUAGAGGAGUCCUCUGGUCCAGAAUGUGACUUAAAUAUUGCGGUGGCAAUGUGCACGAAUGACUUUACUUUUGACUACGAAGCUGUUGCACACAAUAGAGUCGCAUAAUAUGGGCCUCGGGGAUGGCAGGUGUUUUAUGCUGUUUGCACCUGAUGUUGUGACGCGUCUGUUCAUAUUCCCUUGACAACCGCGGAUCGGAUAGAUAGGCUACCAAUAACCAGGGGCCAUCAUGCCCAUCACAUUGCUGUGGGCCGUGGAUGUGUAUGGCAGGGUAUACAGCCUUUCCACAGCUGGCCAGCGCUGGGAGCGUGCUGAUGACACGUUACUAGAGCUGAAGCGCGUCACAGCUGGGAAGGGGCACUGCUGGGGCAUUGGCUGUGACCACCAUGUUUACCUCAACAUAAUGCCCAGUGAGACUCCCAUCCGCUACCGAGAGGAAACCUAUGAAAAUCAGAGGUGGAACCCAGUGGAUGGCUUCACUGACACACUGCUGCCCACCGACCGCUGGCCGUGGAGCGACGUGACUGGGAUGAAUCCUCAACCACUCCACAGCUUCCAGUUGCCCUCUCGCAGCUGGGAGUGGGAAGGUGACUGGUAUGUGGAUCAGAGCUGUGGAGGAGAACCCAGCCAGACCGGGGGCUGGGAGUAUGCAGUCGAUUUUCCUGCCAACUUCUCUCCAGAUAAGAAGUGGAACUCCUGUGUUCGUCGUAGGCGCUGGAUUCGUUACAGAAGAUACAUUGCACAAGGCACCUGGGCAAAGAUCCCCUUGGACAGUCCCAGGAAACCUCCAUUGCCACUCUGUGACAUCAGCUGUGGUGGCUGGGAGAUGAGCGACCAGUCUGGAAGGUAUCCCUACCUCUGGGGGGUGUCCCAGCAAGGACAGGUGUGGUUCAGAGAGGGCAUCAACCCUCGGGUCCCAGAGGGCUCUAGAUGGGAAGAAGUGGAAGUUCCCAAGGAGGUGGCUCAGUUAUCAGCUGGUCCUGGAGACCUGCUGUGGGCUUUACUGUGGGAUGGGAACCUGCUGGUCCGUACUGGGCUCAGUCUGGACAGCCCAACUGGCACAUCGUGGGUAGAGGUGGAAUCACCAGUAAAGGAGGUUGAAGCGCUUCAUGUGGCUGUUGGUGUCAGUGUGGUCUGGGUGGUCACUAAAGACUACAAGGUGUGGUUCAGGCGUGGCGUGAACUCUCACAAUCCCUGUGGCUCUGGCUGGAUCAGCAUUGGAGGGGAGAUGAUGAUGGUGGAUGUGGGACUUAACGACCAGGUGUGGGCAGUGGGUGAGGACCAUGGCCUUUAUUUCAGAAUGGGGGUGACUGCAUCCGAACCAAGUGGGAACGGCUGGAUUCCUGUUUCUGCCCAAUGGGGCAAUAAUAAAAAGGUUAUUCCACCCAGGGAUGAGUUUAGUGGUCAGCUGACUGAAGCCUCACAAGGCUCAGUUCUGAGCUGCGCUGGCUCAGACUCAGAGUUAGGCCCUACUGACCCUCAAAAGAGCACUAAUAACACUCCAGUCCUGGAGGCAGCAGCCUCUUCUGUAGUCCCAUUAGGGGGAAGCGACACAUCUACACCUCCCGUGGAAACGGAGGACGUUCCCUUUACCUCCCAACAGGAUGCCCCCAAACAUUUCAUCCCCACCAGUGACAGCUUCAUUAAUAGCCUGGUCUCAGACCGCGACAGAACUUCCACAUCACAGCCGUCCAUCACAGAGAUACCACAGGAGGAGGGUGAGGAACCGUCCCCAGCUCUGAUCCUCCCAACGCCUGAGGUUGGGGGACAUGACGUUCCCUGGAUGAACGUAGAUCUGGAGGGGGCACAGGUGGCAGCGUCUUCACUGGGCGAUGAAGGUGCUGCUGCCACCUACACACUGGGGACACUGGAAGCCUCUCAGGGUGUUGGUGAAGAGGACGGGCCAGUGUGGGCCGGGAUCUCUGGCGGAGGCUGCGAUGUGGACGCAAAUUCACAGAUCAGCUGGCUUAGUCCCACAGGUCCUCUCACCAGCUCUCUGUCGCUGACUCCAGUCCAGUCAGCAGCCUGGAGCAAGCAGCAGCAGCAGGAACACAGAGAGAUCAGCAAGAAACCGUUGGAGAGAAGCAACUCAGUGUGGGUGCGUAAAGGAACGCUGCGCUGGUGGAGAGACUGGAAGCCUCAGCGCUGGGUGGAUGUGGGUGUUGCUCUUGAGCAGUCCACCGGGUCUGAUGGUGCGAAAGACAGUAUUUUCUUUGUCUACUACACACAGUAUGAUGAGAAAAAGUAUCUUCAUGUGUUCAUUAAUGAAGUGACAGCACUGGUUCCAGUGCUCAGGGACUGCCACUAUGUCUUUGCUGUAUACACAGCCCAAAGGACCAAGCAGAGGUGGCCUCUGGUCCUGGCAGCACAAACUGACAAGGACAUGAACGACUGGCUGUGUCUGUUGUCUGACUGUUGCUGUGAGUGUCAAGGCAUCACAGGCUCCCCGUCCAGACAGGCUCUGUGGUCCACCACCUCAAAGGGAGACAUCAUGGUCCAUGAGCCGUCCUUCACCUUAGAGGCUUCUGCAAACACAUUGGCCUCUGACCUCAUGUUCUGGCGACAGGUUCCGGGACACCUGCGCUGUGUAGAGUCUAACAGUCUGGGGCUGGUGUGGGGCAUCGGGUGGGACGGCACCGCCUGGGUCUAUGGGCACUAUGAGCAACAGCCCACUCUGGGAGACGGCGUUCAGAUGCACCAGCAGACUGAUGUCAGGAGUAUACAUGUGUAUGAGAAUCAAAGAUGGAACCCUAUGACAGGAUAUACAGACAAAGGACUUCCCACAGAUCGCCCUAUGUGGAGUGAUGAGAGUGGACUGAAGGAAUGCACCAAAGGCAACACACAUCCACCAUCCCCUCAGUGGUCCUGGGUGUCAGAGUGGGCUGUGGACUACAACGUCCCUGGAGGAACAGAUAAAGAAGGCUGGCAGUACGCUGCAGACUUCCCUGUCACAUUUCAUGGCCACAAAACCAUGAAAGACUUUGUAAGGCGCAGAAGAUGGACAAGGAAGUGUAAGAUCACAUUGAGAGGUCCAUGGCAGCAGGUCCCACCCAUCCCACUGAGUGACGUCACUCUGAUGCCGUGUCUGGCUCAAAGCAGGAUGGAGCAGGUACCUGUCUGGGCCCUCAGUGACAAGGGAGAGGUCCUGUGUCGGCUGGGAGUCAGCCCCCAGAACCCUGCGGGCAGCUCCUGGCUUCAUAUAGGCACAGACCAGCCCUUUAAGUCCAUCUCCAUCGGUGGAGCCAAUCAGGUGUGGGCCAUUGCCAAGGAUGGAGCCGUGUUCUACAGAGGAUCAGUGUCCCCACAAAGCCCUGCAGGGGAAUGCUGGUACCACAUCCCUUCUCCUUCAAGGCAGACCCUCAGACAACUGUCUGUGGGUCGGACCUCUGUCUUUGCUGUAGAUGAAAACAGUAACCUGUGGUACAGACAGGGCCUCACACCCAGCUACCCUCAGGGCUCCGCCUGGGAGCUCAUCUCUAACAACGUCACCAAGGUUUCUGUGGGUCCACAGGACCAGGUAUGGAUCAUAGCAGAACGGGUUCCUGGCUUCCCCGCUGAGACUCCUGGAGCUGUCUGCCACAGGCUGGGGGUGGGACCCAUGCAACCCAAGGGCCAAUCCUGGGACUAUGGUAUAGGGGGAGGAUGGGAGCAUGUCAGUGUGAGGGGGAACUCAGCUGAGGCUCCUCGUGCCCCCCAUGCUCCACCUGCUGGACCCCCACGCAGCCCGCUCCCACCGCGGCCUCCAACACAGGUGAACGGGAGUGCUGUAGGGGUGUAGCGCCCACUCAUCUUCUCCUCCCCACCCGUUUGUGCCUGGAUCUAUAUUUGUCUCCUUCGUUCUUUCCCAUUGGCUCUUAUCCCUUCAUGUAAAGGGAAUGCACAAUCACCCCCCUGAGUUUCUAUCUUGCGUCCCUUAUUUUAUCAGUCCUCACUCAACCUGGAAGUUGUUCUGGUCUGCUAUGAUGAGAGAAAUCCCAAAGCUCUUAUUUCUCCUCUGAGGAGCCAGGAGGCCGAUGGAGGAGUUAUAACUGAGGAUACAUGAGUGCAUCCUUUGUGAAAGUCUGUUACAGAUUGACACACCCCUUUAUCAGAAAUCAGAGGAAAGGACGUCUCACGUCAGUUAAAACCCAAUGGUUAAAAUGUGUUUCCUCAUUCCUUGCUCCUCGCAGUUUGGGUACAUUGUCUUGUCUCUUAUAAGAACAUUCCUACAUCCUUGGUCGACCCGGAAGUUGUUCUGGUCGACCUAGGAUGUAGGAUGUUCCAAGUCUCUUACAUCAGCUCUGAGGACCGAGAAGUGAGGACGGUGCUGGAGGGGCCAUGACCGAGGAUACAUGAGACCAUCCUUCACAGAUGUUUUGUGAACUGACGCACCUCUUUAUCAGAAAUCAGUUUGACUGGAUGAGUCACAUGAAGGAUUUGUCAUGUCAGUUAAAACAUGUUUCCUGGUUCAACUCUCCUUGCAGUUUCUCCUUGCAUCUUAACAUGGGCUGGCCUAAGACACAAGGAAAACAUGCAAGUGAGGGAAAAUUCGCCUCCUGUAAGAAAUCAUGUCAGUGUGCACUGAUGGUGAGAGAGAAAAGGAAGCACAAGAGCAUUUAAGCAGGAUGGAUGUUCACGUCUUGUGGGAUGAAAAUGCAUGUGUUUGCUCUUAUUUGGAUUUGGCUACUGGGUGUUCUGGGAUCUAGCAAUAGCUUUUAUUCUUGUAUUCAAUAUUCUGUGAAAACCUAACAGGGUGGGACUUUGAUUAAGGGCUAAGGCUUGGGUACCAAACUAACAUCUCUUCAAACACACAGUCUCACUGUAGUCUAAAUCGUGUUGGUUUCUUGAAUCUUGUUUUGUUUUUGUGUCUGAUUUGCCUGUAAUUCAUUUGCAUGUGAUUUCAGUUAUUUAUUAUGCAUUUUCCUUUCUCUACAGGUUUUGGCCUGUUAUACUGUACGUUUGCAAUGGAGUGUUUUUGGCCCAUAUUGCUAUGACAAGCCUUCCUAAUAUUGAUGGGCUUUUUCAAAAAAAAAAAACUGGCAAAAUUUGAGAUAUUCAUACUGUAGGAAAAUAUACUGGUCUUUAAUAACAGUUGACUGCAUUGAAAAACAUAAAAGAUUAAUCCACAUCACCAGGUAAUACCUCUCUAUCUUCCUGCAAUAAGUUCUUCCAGUUAUUAUAAUUAUCCACGUUAACUGCUGACUGACUGACUGUUGAAACUGCACAGCAGGUCUGAAUGUCACCGUGACUGGACAUUCGUUGUACAAGGGCAUUGAAAUGUGAAAUAAAAGUCUAAAAAUAU